This is a messenger RNA of Gigantopelta aegis, 2041 nucleotides long. Its product is annotated as emerin homolog 1-like. Lineage: Eukaryota; Metazoa; Mollusca; Gastropoda; Neomphalida; Peltospiridae. The record is from RefSeq and is a predicted model, not a curated record. The transcript has 7 exons. Bases 179 to 730 code for a protein of 183 amino acids.
UUUGUUGACAAAUAUAGGCGCCAUUUCAUUUUCUGAGUAUCGAAUUUAAUUGUUGUUUCACUGGUAGUUUCGUUUCUUAAAAGAAAAGUGUAUAAAUACUUCCUGUGCGACUUACAUAAAAUUACAAAAGCCUGAAAGGUUAAUCUAGCAGGAAGAAGCCACAAGGACCAGUAUAACGAUGCCUCCCCUUCCUAGGGAAAUUUCAAACUUCUCGAACAAAGAGUUAGUAGAAAAGCUGAGGGAUUAUGGAGUGGACGUGGGACCAAUUACUGUGACGACUCGCAGCGUGUAUGAGAAGAAGUUGAUGAAGCUGUUGUCAGGGGUGGAGUUUGAGAGCCCCAGCAAGUACGAGCCAGUUGACGAUGACGAAGAGUCUGAUGAAGAUAUCAUAGAGACGGUAUAUACAAGGUCAACACAAAAUCCAGUACGGCAGCAGAAGACACUAUUUGGGUCGGCCUAUUCAGAACCCCGGAGACGGCUGGAGCGGGAGGAGCCAUCACCAGGACGUAUUCCGAGAUACGAGGCCGCUGGCGACCCGGCCAGCAAUCUCCGACCAGUGCCUCGCAGACCAAUGCCAGCUGCUACCUCUCCAGUGAAGAAGAAGGGAAUACCUCUCGUGGUUAAAGUCUCCAUCUUUGUGGUUCUUCUCAUUUUAGCUUUUCUGAUUGUUAAAAAUAUGGAAUCAAGUGCACAAAGCAACAUACCACAGGAGAUCGAGGCUGAGGUAUAGGGUCUGGAAUACAAGUAUGGACAGAAAUACUUAAAAGACUCUGCUUAAUUAAUUCUGGGUUUUGAGUGAUCUAAAAUCUGAAAUUGGACGAUUGAAUGCAACGUACUCAAUAAAAAGUUAGGUUUCAGCACAAAAUAAAUUAAUAAAUAAUAUCUAUAUAUAUCUAUCUAUAUGGUUUAAGCUGGACCAAAAGGAUUAUUUAACAUAUUGGUCAUCCUAAUGUCGACAUAGUGGGCAGAGCUAGCUCUGGGUCUGCAAAAAAAAACCUCGCCAAAUUAUGUAUUAAACUUAAAAAACUACAGAAACCCACCAUUAUUUUCAAUAAAUUAUUUCACCAAAUUAAAAUAAAAUUUGCCAUUUGGCAACUGCCAGAGCUAGCCCUGGUUUGUGCUAACUACUUAAUCUGAAUAGAUGUGCAGUGUUUUGAAAUGGAAAUGGAAAUCUGUGUGCGAAAUUUUCUUUUGCUCUGUCAUUUUCCAGCCUUGGUUUCUAUAUAAAAACUGCCAUGUCAGAUAAGUGCUCACGGGGUGGGUGGAGGGUAGGGUGGUGACUAAAACAGAUCUUAACAUGCAUGACUUUGUUGGCGAUGAAUGGUUGUGUACAUAGUGAUGACAGACUUAAGGGUUAUGUGCUGGUGUGUAUUUAGUCCUGUGACCGUGACAGACUGUUUAUACAUUAAGCACUUGGAAAACAGCAUGUUUUGUGUCACAUUUUUUGUUUGUGUAACAUAUUUUUCCACACAAAAUUACUUAUUCUGUGUAAAUACAUCUACGUGUUAUAAAUAUAUAACAAUUGUUUAAAACUGCAAUGGCAUUUCAUAAAAUGUUACUUUAACACCAUUCUUUGUUUUUGAUAAAUAUUAACAUUACUUUUUAGUCUGCUACCCGUCCAAAUGGAGGGGACUACAGUUUUAUUUCUGUCCAUCCAUCUAUCUGUCCCACUUAUUGUUUUCACAAUGUUUUUUUGCACUAUGCCUCAAGAUACUGAGUUCAAAUUUUGUAUAUAGCUUUAUCAUGUACUGUUAUAGAUCAAGUUUGACUUUCAUGGUGAUUUAUCCAUUUUUGACAGCGUUACAGCCCUUGAUAUACAAAAAUUAGUUUUCCAUGGUAGUUUUUUUGCAAUGUGAUUAAAUUUUAUGUAUAGCUUUAACUUAUGACCUUUGAACUUGCCCUGGUAGGGGAGAUAAAUAUUAUUGCUUCUGUUUAAAUUUUAAACUCAGUAUUUGGUUUUGAGCAAGUUGUGAUAAUUCAUUCCAUUUUCUCUUUCUUUCUUUUUCUCUCUCUUUUUUUUUUUCAUUUUCAAUUGCAGUUU